CGAGCACCGAAGCGGCGCGCGACGCUGAUGGAGGAGCGACGAGGCCGAACGGCCUCCACGAACUCGGACGCUACACACAUAGGAUGUUGUUCACGUUUGAAGGCUUUUUUUCCCAAGCUGCUCGACAUCACGAAGCCCAGUUGCCUUAGGAUUGAAGUGGCUAUGCUUGUGUUUAUGAGCAAUAGGACAAGUGUAUCUUAAUCUGAAGUUAUUUAUUUUCAUGUUUUGUGAUGAACUUGUGAAGAAAAAGGAAAACAUGUGGAUAGACAAACACUAAAAAUAUGCAAGGACAACAAAAUGGAGGAAAAUGACCAAAGAACAAAUGUUUGUGAUGAACCACGCACGAGUGGUUCUGUUUGAAGUACAGUUACAUGAAGUAAUUUAUUAAUCAUGCGUCAGCAAAGGCCACGGUAACGUCACUGUUGUGAAUGUUUGCAUUAAGGAACACACACACACACACACACACACACACACACACACACACACACACACACACACACACACACACACACACACACACAGAAAACACUCACAGGAACCUUGUCUUGGACUUUAUUGUUUCCUAUCAGGGCCUUCGUUGCAUUUUCCAGCCUGUGAUUAGCUCCAGUCUUGACACCAAGGCUGUUUGAGCAGCUCCUAAGUAUGAAACUAAGGACGGACCCUUCUUUUAUUAUGGACCUGAUGAUGAAGGUGACACAUUAGUAUCCUGGUACUGAGGAGAGGUUAGAAAACUGUUUUUUUUUUAUAUGUGUGUGAGUUUAGUAUGUAUGGGUGAAUGAGUAUGGAUGUGUGCACCUAUAAAUGAAUGCUGAUCUUUAUCUAUAAAGGGCCAUACUGUAACUUUUCACUGUGAGGUUUUUAUGAUACUGUAUGACAAUGCUUUCUUGCCAAACUGGUUGCUGCAAGGCAUGUUUUAUAUAAUUCUCUGGAGUUGUUUCCAUUCCUGGUUUCUUUGUGUCAGAAGGAUCAUUUGAAGAGAAUAAUUUCCUCAGCGCCUUUUACUGGACUGUGAUUGUUUUUAUUUGGCUGGUUUCAUUCUGAACGUGAAUAAGCAAAAGCAAAAGCUUACCAAUGUAACUUUGGAUUGUGUUAUAAUGUGUCAAAGUAAACUAACCCCUGAUAAUGUCAGGAUUAGCUGUAUGCAGGAAUUCUGCUCACAAGUAUUGCCUUGAGAUUAUGCAGUUCCAAGGUCCACCCACUUCAUGGGCCACUGUUCACAACUUUACAUAAGAGUAUUUAACACGAGUCGGUUGUACGGUGUCUGGUGCAUGGAGGCUUGUAAGUCCCCCUAAAUUAGGCCUUUUGAAACAAUGAUCAUAUGAAUGUAUUUAAUACUCACUAUGUUUUCCGCACUGAAACAACGCUUUACUUUUGUACUGAAGAAGGAACUGAAUCCGUGAACGUGGAGUCAGAUUCAUUGAAGUUCAUGAUUGCUUCAACGAAGUACUAUUACACCGGGUGUUGAAAUGCUCACCUUUCUGUCUGAGCCUACAAACCUUACCUUUAUAGGGUACAUACUGUAAGGAAGCUACUUUUCUCUUGCCCUCUGCCAUGAAAUAAUAUUCAAAAAUGAAUUUUGCCAAGUUUAAGAAGCAGUGCGAUGAUUGAGUUACCCCUUUAGAAGGAAAUAAAUGGUUGUUUUUUACAAUAACCUUGAUUGUUAUGUUUGUUAAUUCUCACGUAGUCUAAUAAUCUCUAUAACUGAUAUGAGAGCUGCGUUCAUAAUAAUAGAAACGUAGGGCACUGUGUGAUCUUUCUCCAUAUUGUUCAUUUGUGGUUUAUAAUUAAGCAUAUUCAAAAUAAAAUAUUCAGAUGCUUUAUAUAAUAAUAUAUAACCUGUUUACCUCAACAGUUAAACUUCAUUUGAUUUGACAGCAGCUUUGGCCCGCUUACUGGUUGCUUUAAUUCUAGCUUUCAUGUCAAUCAGCAGUGUGCAAUCAAGAUUCCCCCCUAUGACAGUAACCUGAGCGAUGCCUCCUUCUCCUUUUCUGAAUAUAUCAGUCUACAGUUUCAAAAGGGUGAUACAGGAGCGAGUAUUUAAUUGCUUGCGUAUAAAUAAUGAAUUUUUGUUGAGGUGAAGGCAAUGUUAACUUACAACACUCGACACUGAACAUUAAUUAAGACACAUACAUUCCUCCUAAUCCCUGAUGAAAACGCACAAAAGCAGUGUUAGGCUUGUGACAUGGGAACAUGGAUGCGCUUGUAAUCCACAUUUUGUUUUUAGGAUGUUAUUUCUGCAUCACAAAUAAAACCUACAUUAUUACUACUUGUAGCUGCCACAUAUUUUAUUUUAUUUUAUUUUAUUUUAUUUUAUUUUAUUUUAUUUUAUUUUAUUUUAUUUUAUUUUAUUUUAUUUUAUUUUAUUUUAUUCAUAAAAUAUUCACUAAAUAUUAUUUUAGCGCGUCGAUGUUACUGUGACGUGUGAAAGCAGGAAGUGUUGCUGCUCUCGGUGAAAGCCGCGUUCUCGCCCGUUACCGCGUGUGGGUCGCGCGCGCCGCCAGCAGGGGGCCUCCGCUUCAGCUAAUCAUUAAACAAAUGGCACCUGUUCGGUUCAAAGACAGAGCCGCCGGGCCGCGGGAGUGUUGGAUCCGGGUUUGCGUAAGGCUCAGAGUGACAUCUUCAAGAAUCUGGACAACCCGCAGCGGGACUGUUCGCGACGCCUCCCACGAGAUAAAGCGCUUGCGAGGCGGACGGGAACAGGUGUAGCCGGCGACGACUCGGAAACUUAAGAUCAUGCGUCUGUUUCCACGCCGCCGCAUGUCCCCCCUGAAACUGGUGCUCCUCGCGGGGACCGUCUUCAUGGUGGUGCUGGUCGUGCUCCAGAAGGACGUCGCCUCCUCCCCCGCGGCGGACCCGUGGUUCCGCGACCUGGUGGACAAGCGGGACCAGGUGAUGGGCAUGGUCCGGAAGGCGGUCCUGGGCCUUCAGAUCGGCGCGCCGCUGCCUCCCUCGCCGCAGGACCGGCCCACGGAGGACGCCGGCUGCCCGGCCGGCUUCUACACGCGGGCCGAGCUCAGGCCUCACCUGGAGAGGCCGCCGCAGGACCCCUCGGGCCCGGGGGCUGAUGGGAACGCGUUCCCCGAGGACAAGCUGACGCCGGAGGAGGCGAAGGAGCGGGAGGACGGCAUGACGCGCCACUGCUUCAACCAGUUCGCCAGCGACCGCAUCUCGCUCAGCCGCGGCCUCGGCGACGACACGAGGCCCCCAGAGUGCGUGGAGAGGAAGUUCCGGCGCUGCCCCCCCCUGCCCACCACCAGCGUCAUCAUCGUCUUCCACAACGAGGCCUGGUCCACCCUCCUCCGCACCGUCUUCAGCGUCUUGCACACGUCCCCCGCCGUCCUGCUCAAGGAGAUCAUCCUGGUGGACGACGCCAGUACGGCAGAGCACCUGAAGGCCCGACUGGAGGAGUUCGUGGCGCGGCUGAAGAUCGUGCGUAUUCUGCGGCAGCCGGAGAGGAAGGGCCUGAUCACGGCGAGGCUGCUGGGUGCAAAGUUUGCCGAGGGCGAAAUUCUUACCUUCCUCGACGCACACUGUGAGUGUUUUCACGGUUGGCUGGAGCCCCUGUUGGCUCGCAUCGUUGAGGAACCCACGGCCGUGGUUAGCCCCGAGAUUUCCACCAUUGACCUGAACAGCUUCAGCUUCCACAAGCCAGUGCCCAACGGCCACGCGUACAACCGAGGAAACUUUGACUGGAGCCUGACUUUUGGCUGGGAGGGGAUCCCUGAAGAGGCAAGGAAGCUACGCAAGGACGAGACCUACCCUGUGAAAACCCCCACUUUUGCCGGUGGUCUUUUCUCAAUCUCCAAGAAGUAUUUUGAAUACAUUGGAACAUACGAUGACAAGAUGGAGAUUUGGGGCGGUGAGAAUGUGGAGAUGUCAUUCAGGGUUUGGCAAUGUGGUGGUCAGCUGGAGAUCAUCCCGUGUUCUAUAGUGGGCCACGUCUUCCGCAACAAGAGCCCCCACACCUUCCCCAAGGGCACGGAGGUCAUCACUCGCAACCAAGUGCGCCUGGCUGAAGUCUGGAUGGACGACUACAAAAACAUCUUCUACCGCCGCAACAAGAUAGCUGCCAACAUGGCCAAAGAGAACAAGUACGGAGACAUUUCUGCUCGCCUGAAACUGAGAGAGGGGCUGCAGUGCAAGAACUUCUCCUGGUACCUGGACACGGUCUACCCGGAGGUCUUCAUUCCAGACCUCAACCCAGAGAAACAUGGAGCAAUAAAAAAUCUGGGAUCUCAAAGUUGCCUGGACGUUGGCGAGAACAACCACGGCGGUAAACCUGUGAUCAUGUACACAUGUCACAACAUGGGAGGCAACCAGUACUUUGAAUACACCUCCCACAAGGAGCUGCGCCACAACAUCGGAAAGCAGCUGUGUCUUCAGGCCGCACCUCAGUCCGAACCGGUCAAGAUUGAGCUGUGCCAGCUGAAAGGGAAGGGGACCAGUGUGGCACCGCAGCAGGAGUGGGUCUUCACAGAGGACAAUCUUCUGAAGAAUCCUAGCAGUGGCAAAUGCUUGCAGCUGAAAGGAAGCCAGAUUCAGAUGAACCACUGUAAUGCCGCCGACCUCAUGCAGCACUGGAGCAUCAGCUGACCUCCUUCCUGCACUGGGCGACCACUAGCACCUUCUUCACUUUGAGCUUCAAGGAGCCAUUUCCAAUAUUGAUCCAGGACUUGAUUCUCUGGAGGUUUUGCUGCUGAAGCUGAAUGGACAGAAAAAGAGGCAAAGUGGAGCCUUUUCUAUCUAUUGACGAUGCCGCAGAUUGAUCGGUUAUUAAGUUUAUUUAUGAUGGAAACUCAGGAAAGACUUUUGUGGGUGCUUGGUGAUUAGAAGGCGACGCACACCAAAAUGUGUGCACCUGUCUCAGGAGCUGCAGCUUGACCUGUGGCUGUGAACUGUGUGAACAUACACUCCACUAAAAAUUUUGUUCGAUUUCAUGGCCUUUUUUUCUGUGAAAGUGAAUGUUCCUUUUUUAAUAAAAUGUUUUUGUGUCUGA
This is a messenger RNA of Betta splendens (Siamese fighting fish), 4996 nucleotides long. It is a transcript of the gene galnt6, whose product is annotated as UDP-N-acetyl-alpha-D-galactosamine:polypeptide N-acetylgalactosaminyltransferase 6 (GalNAc-T6). The record is from RefSeq and is a predicted model, not a curated record. Gene Ontology annotation, cellular component: Golgi apparatus. Lineage: Eukaryota; Metazoa; Chordata; Actinopteri; Anabantiformes; Osphronemidae. The transcript is spliced from 11 exons. Bases 2734 to 4593 code for a protein of 619 amino acids.